AUGCCUUCCCUCUUCUCUCGCUCUCACCAGCCGCCCAAGAGGGAUCGCGCGCCAGCAGUGCUCGUGACCGGUUCCCCGACUGCCGGCGACAGGCGAGUGCUCGGUCUAGCCAAGACCUGGAACGGCUCAAGCGCUGUUCCUCCCAGCGCAAGUGUGGGCGAGUUUGGCACUGUACCUGGCUCACCCCGUACCGUCAAUGCCCCAACUUCGCCGGGGGCUCAGUCGGAUCUUACCCCCUCGGCUUCAGCCCAGACGCUGCUGCCGCUCCAGUACUCGUUCUUAACCACAAAUGUCCCGCUCAGCGCCCAGACCUUUGUUGCUUCGGACUCGGCGUCGGUGACCGAAGACCCAAACGCACCCAGGCCAUAUGGCUUCCUCGGCGGAGCUGGCAAGAAUGUCAUUCUCGGCCUCGACGAGGUCGCGCGCAUCAUUCGCGAUGUUGGCGCCGAACUGGGGCGCAGGGCGCUCGACACGCCCAUGCUCUUCUCCAACCAGAGCCUCGAGCUAAACCAAACGCGACUUAAAAUGUUCAUUCAGUCGUUUGUCAAAACCGUUCGGACCUCGUCGCGUACACCCCCAAAGUCAGCCCACGACAACUUCCUCCAGGACGUCAAGUUUGCAAGCGAUCAUGAGCUCGCGUGGCUGCUCAGAUGGGCUUUGGCGCGUAUGACCCGUGUCCGCGAAGGCACGCGAGAAGCUUGCCAUGGCUGCUUCGACUGGGACGUCUAUGAGGAAUGGAGGGGUCGCGAGCGACUGGCAAAGUACCCAACCGACGCUUUCACCACUCUGGGGUCCAUUCUGCCCUCGGAUGUGUACUACUACAUCGUCAACCCCCUGUUCGGCCUGCUGUCCCGGUUCGCGGCGCACUCCCACCUGUCGGGUCUUACCCCGCACAGUUUGGCGUCGUUGUUCGCACCCCUUCUCUUUGACAUUCCGACCAACACGCCUUGCCUGGUUGCCCACUCGGCCUUCGUCAAGGCUGCGUCUGCGACGGAGCACCUGCUCCUGUCGUACAUUCGGUCGACUGGCAAGAAGGACGGCCUUGGUCUUUCCGAUCUUCCAUCCAGGUUAAAAGAAUGGGUCAACGGAUACCCUUCCAUGAUCGCGUCGGACGCCGACCUGUCAAGGGGACGCCCACGACGCGCCGCUCGAGUUGUUCGCUGCGAGGUUGCCAGCCGUACAGUCCGGGCGUACUCUCGUGACCUUGUCGUCAACGCCGAGACUUGGGUCGACGACAUCCCCACUGGCUGGGACACCUGGGGUCGCGUUGUGCUCAGUAACCGCCGAGGCGAGGCAUCGCGUCCCAAGUUCUCUGCACCCUGGCGUCGCAAGAUGAGCGUCAAGGAGUCGCUUCCUCUCCCCCUCUCCCACAAGCAGGGUGACACCAAGACCGUGUACGGCAUGUCGCUCAAGCCCAAGGAAGCAAACAAGUCUGACGACAAGGAUGAGGCCGAAGACGGCAAGUUUGGCAGUCUGGCAGGCAAGGAGUGGAGCGCGUUCGAGGACAUGGGUUUCGAUGCCCCCAAGCAGAGAAACCCAAACGCCUCUUCUUCAUCUCAAAACUCCGACCCAGGAGACAUUGGUCAGCGUCUGCAGUUCGACCUGAACGAAAGCGCAAAGAUGAGCGUCGCCGAGCGCAGACAAACCAUGGACUGGAGCGAGUUUGCCGCAGCUGGCGGUGGAUUCUCGCGCUCAGAGCCGUUCCUCACGGCCUCUCUCACCUUCUCUGCCCCUGUGCAGUCCUCGAUUACCGAAUGGCCAAAGGAGCGCGACGAGCUGAGACGCAGGCUCCAGAAGACGCAGAAGGAAGCCACCCCCUUCACCCACGACACGACACCUCGCACCGGACCGGCUGCUGGAUUCGAGGGUGCCGAUUCCAAGGGACGCAUCUACCUGGAGGAGGCCUUUGUCGACUGCUGGGCCGACCUCAUGAUGGGUGCCGGAUGGACAGACCGCGAAGAGUUGACCUUCAAAGAGGCUGCCUGGGCUCUGAUCGAGUACCGGGCGCGUCCAAACCACCCCGAGGAGCAAGACGCGCCUCACCCUCACAAGGACCCCCGCACAACCGACAUUUACUUCCUGUUCGAGGAGCGCGUUCCCCUGGAUUACCAGAUGGCGGUUGCCGACCCCAAGCGCAAGAAGACGCUCCAAUCGAUCUUCUCAAGGCGAAAGAAGGAGAAGUCGCAGUAUGGCAGUGACAAGCGGCACGAGGAUUUUGACAAGAUGCUGUUCCGCGGUUCGCAGAAGAAGCUCACGCUGUCUCGAGCGGACCACUCAGUGUCGUCCUCCCUUUGGCACGCUGCGGCCGACCCCACGACUCCCAAGACGACUGCCAAGGUCCCCCCUCUUCCACCACUGCCCAAGAAUGUCUCGUCCAAGCCACUCGCAGUGCCCACCAUCUCCAAGUCGGCAGGCAACAGCCCAUCGACGCCAGAAGCUGUUGGCCGAAAGCGCGCGGAUGACGAGCAGAGCAAGGCGUCCAGCACGUCGCGGGCCAACAUCUUCAAGUCGAUUCGCCGCGUCAAGUCUGGCACUGACCAGCGAGAGAAGGCUCGCAAGAACCGUAGCGACCAGCAGCGUGAGGUUUCGAUGGACUUUGAGCUUCAAUCUGCUAGUGGCUUGAGUUCAGGAAACAACAGCCCGCAAGGCGACACCGAAGAGAAGUGGAUGGACAUUCUCAUCGCUAACGGUGCUCGUCCCAUGAACCGCGACGCGACUGUCAAGGAUCUCUCCCUCACAGAAAAGUCGCCAGCACGCAAGCUUGACGUCAGCCCUCCGGCCGGCAAGUUUUCGCGCCUCAGCGUGAGCCCCAAGCCUGCGACGAACAAACCGCUGCCUGCUCUUGAGCCGCCGCUUCAACUGCAGAGCGCCGACCGUCUUUCAGAUGGUGCCGGAGAAUACGAGUAUGACCGCUCUGUUGAUGCUCACGGCCGCGAGUAUGACGACGUGGCAGAUGGCCACAACAGGCCUCAGCACUACCACUAUGAGAAUGAUGACUCUCAGCCGCUCUACGACCAUGGCGCAGGCAACUCGUACUCUCACCACGGUGGGCUGGACUCACAUGCGAGCUCCGUUCGCACGUCGAAUGGGGACGACACGUCUGUCCAGCCCUCCGACUCGAUCUCGAUGCGCCGCCGGCAAUCGCCCUCCGACUCCCCCGUGGCGGCCACCCGCGAGAUCCUUACCCUCGAGGAAGAGGAGUCGACUACCGAACCCCCGUACUCGCCUGGAUACGAGGGCCUCGUCGCCCCCAAGCCGCGCGUGGCUAGCCAGCGCGACGCCCUCUUCUCCAUCGUUGACGGCUACCGCGACAGUGCUGCGACGAACAACACGGACUUCACCGAGUUCAGCGAGGAUGCCGCGUACGGCGGAAUCGACGACAACCGGGACUCGUACAUCGAGCGAACCUAUGCCAGCGAGAGGACAAACUCUGCCUACGGAGGGGAGCGUGACUCGGUUAUAGAGCGUGUGUUUGCCCAAGAGCGCCAGAACAGCGCGAACGUUGCCGACGAAUACGGUCUGAACCCACCAGGUCCUAUCUUCGACCUCACACCGGGUCGCGAACCGAGCCCUGCGAGGUACAAGCACGGAGAGCCUCUCCACUUUGUUGGAGAAGAGGAGGAAGAAGAGGGAUACUAAGUGUGACCAUAUACCCGAUUGAUUUUCACCCGAUCUUUUGAUUUACCCCGCCAGUUGAUACAGGCUGGAGGCCAGCAACGACAGCGCUACGAGGUGACGA
Messenger RNA from Vanrija pseudolonga, 3739 nucleotides. RefSeq lists its product as uncharacterized. The record is from RefSeq and is a predicted model, not a curated record. NCBI's taxonomy places the organism in Eukaryota, Fungi, Basidiomycota, Tremellomycetes, Trichosporonales, Trichosporonaceae. The coding region runs from base 1 to 3639 and encodes 1212 amino acids. The transcript is spliced from 8 exons.